Molecule: messenger RNA, 1503 nt
Organism: Malaya genurostris
Lineage: Eukaryota; Metazoa; Arthropoda; Insecta; Diptera; Culicidae
Gene: Cth
Product: cystathionine gamma-lyase
Exons: 5
Coding region: 360-1451 (363 amino acids)
Biological process (GO): transsulfuration
Cellular component (GO): cytoplasm
Molecular function (GO): pyridoxal phosphate binding; cystathionine gamma-lyase activity
Source: RefSeq, a predicted model, not a curated record
CUCUCUUGCUCUUGAGUGAGUCGUCGUUGGUACAAUCGGCCCAAUGAAAACAAUGUUCUUCAUCCACGCGUCAAGCAGUUGCUAACCAGAUAGCUUAGUGAGUGGUUGGGGUUAUAAAUUUCUGCGAGUCAGUAUCAAAUAAUAUUAUCGUUUGCCGGUACACUGACAUACCUUCACGGAAAGAUCAGAACAAGUGUUUUUCAAGCAUCCCGAACGAGAUAUGUCGAUAGAUAAAAAGAACAUUGUUAUCGAGAGACUUGUAUUCUAGGAAUGUAGCUGAGGACGGCUUUCUCGCCCAGCCGAAAGGAUUUACCACGAAAGCGAUUCAUGUUGGUCAAGAUCCAGAUCAAUGGAAAAGCAUGGCAGUUGUACCUCCUAUAAGUAUGAGUACUACAUUUAAACAAUUUGGUCCAGCCCAGCACGCAGGUUUUGAAUAUGGACGCAGCGGGAAUCCAACUCGAAACGUAUUGGAAACAUGUAUUGCGGCUUUAGAUAAUGGAAAAUAUGGGCUAACGUUCUCCUCGGGUCUUGGUGUGACGACAGCCAUUAUAACGAUGCUAAAAGCCGGUGACAAUAUUGUAGCAGGUGACGAUUUGUAUGGUGGUACCAAUCGCCUAUUAAGAAAUGUAGCCAUGAAUAUGAACAUUUCUAUCGAUUUUGUGGAUGCUACAGAUUUAGCUAAGGUAGAAAAUGCAUUGAAACCAAAUACUAAGCUGGUUUGGAUUGAAACCCCAACGAAUCCACUGCUUAAGGUUAUCGAUAUAGAGGCGGUGUGUGCAAUCGUGCAUAAAGUUCCAGGGAUUACAGUCGUUGUGGACAACACCUUUUUGUCUUCUUAUCUUCAGCGUCCAUUGGAUUUGGGUGCGGACAUUGUCAUGUACUCUUUAACCAAGUACAUGAAUGGGCAUUCCGAUGUUAUUAUGGGUGCUGCUGUUAUGAACGACGAAGCCUUAUAUGAAAAGCUCAAAUUUCUUCAAAAUGCAACUGGCAUUGUGCCAUCUCCCUUUGAUUGCUACUUGGUGAAUCGUAGUCUGAAGACACUUGCUCUGCGCAUGGAACGACACAAAUCUAAUUCGUUAGCUGUUGCCAAGUUUUUGGAGAAGCAUCCAAAAAUAGAACGAGUGUUACAUCCUGGUCUGCCUUCACAUCCCCAGCAUGAAUUGGCUAAACGUCAAACUUUCGGUCAUAGUGGCAUUAUGUCUUUCUACAUCAAGGGUGGUUUAAAAGAAUCUACAUUAUUUCUAAAGUCGUUGGAAGUUUUUACACUAGCCGAGAGUUUGGGAGGCUACGAGAGUCUUGCCGAGCUUCCAUCAGUUAUGACUCAUGCAUCAGUACCGGAGGAACAACGCGCUGUUCUAGGAAUAACCGAUGGGCUUAUUCGAAUAUCGGUUGGCCUUGAGGAUGUAGAUGAUUUAAUUAUGGACUUGAAACAGUCCUUAGAUAAGCUAUAAACUGUACUGUUAUAUUAUUUUGAUAUUAAAACUAAAUAAUCAUGCCCUUCUA